GUUUCAAACGGUGGCGACCUUCGUUAUUCUGUGUAUACAAUGUCCGCUUGACAGGUUGUCAUUUCAUUUUCAAAAUCAAAGGUAUACAGUUCUUUGCUGUUAUAAUAAUCAGUUUGGAUGACACGUUAUAAACAUAGAACUACAAGAAGGUAUAAUGGCUGGGUCCAAUGUUACCGUAGCACCCACCAUUGGGGAGUGGUCAGCAGCGGUCUUUUAUGCAACGUCCAAAAAGUGGGUGUGUGGAAGGCUGUCAGUGACUGCCCAGUUGGUGAACUUUGUCCCCUGUGGUAAUUGUCUUGAUAAACCAGUUCAAAUAGUACUUGACCAUGUCACUGAUAUUCGGAAAGCAACAACUGGCCUCUUCUUUGGAGCCAUUGUCGUUACAGAUAGAAGCAAAUCCGAGACCUGGAUAUCUUCUCUCGAUGAUAGAGAAAGCACUUAUCGAAUGAUUGUUCAUUUUUGGAAGGCUUGCUUAUUUUCAAAAGAAACUGACAGCAAAACAAGUAGAGGUCCCCAAGUGCAAACAAAAAUGGGUCAAAAGUUGCUCAGUAUUGUCCAUGAUUCACAGGAGACGUUAUCAAAGGCUGCAGUUCAGUUAAAUUCUCAAGGUGGACAGAUAGCAAAUAUGAUGGACAUAAUGUCCGACAUUCACAAUGACCUUGACAUUAGUGAACGGCUGGUCGAAGAUGUGGACAGUUGGCUGGGAAGGUGGCAGAUUCCAAAACAAGUGGAAAAUAUUAAUCCGGUUUUUGUAAACAAAUCAGAUGUUCCACAGGUGUUUGAGUAUGAAAUAUUGUUUACAAAAUUAGAAAUGAAUAAAGCAAAUAUGAAACAAGUUGGCUCCAUGCGAUUGUCUCCGGAUGGAGUUACAAUUUUAACAAAUAAAAACACAAAUGAAUACCAUUUCACGUGGCCAAAUAUUUCCAAAAUCGAGGUGGUCACUCCAUGGGAGAUUAAAGUCAUCCGUCAUCAGAUUGGUAAAGCUGAUUUGGUAUAUUCUGCUGUCAGCGCCAACAUGGUUGCUAUUCUCAAGGUGUUGGACAGUUGUGCACGAUACAAACUGAAAUACUGCUCGCUUCCAGAGCAUGUGAGGAAAGCAAACGAGCGCAUAGCUUCCAGCCACAGUUUCCUUAUUUCAAAACAGACAUCAUCAGGCACAAGUAACCCAGGAUCCAGCACCAUUGCACACAAAUUUCAACCAGACUCUGCCAGCCAAUCCCAAACAAGGACAAUUCAAAUGAACCAAUCAGAACUUCUCUCUCUUAAAAUCAGUCAUCCACAGAAGGUUGUGAGUGACAAUGAGGCUGAAGAGAUAAGCAGUGCAUUAAAAAAUAUGAAAUCAUUGGCUCUUGCAAUACAAGAAGAGCAAACGAGUCAGAAUGCAAAGCUUGAUUCUAUCCUGAGCGAUGUAGAUGUGGCAAAUCAAAGACUUAAAAAUACAUCUGGGAAAAUUGAGAAACUGGCGUAAAACUUGUUAUUUAUGUUCUCACUUGUGAAUGUGAGGUUGUAUUUGGAAGUUGUCUACAUUGACUAAGCAACUUUGUAUAAUAAAAAUACCAUUAAAA
Molecule: messenger RNA, 1565 nt
Organism: Dreissena polymorpha
Lineage: Eukaryota; Metazoa; Mollusca; Bivalvia; Myida; Dreissenidae
Product: synaptosomal-associated protein 47-like
Exons: 3
Coding region: 155-1468 (437 amino acids)
Biological process (GO): synaptic vesicle fusion to presynaptic active zone membrane; exocytosis; synaptic vesicle priming
Cellular component (GO): SNARE complex; plasma membrane
Molecular function (GO): syntaxin binding; SNAP receptor activity
Source: RefSeq, a predicted model, not a curated record